Messenger RNA from Bicyclus anynana (squinting bush brown), 8992 nucleotides. RefSeq lists its product as uncharacterized. NCBI's taxonomy places the organism in Eukaryota, Metazoa, Arthropoda, Insecta, Lepidoptera, Nymphalidae. Gene Ontology annotation, biological process: centrosome duplication; regulation of cytokinesis; centriole replication. The record is from RefSeq and is a predicted model, not a curated record. Gene Ontology annotation, molecular function: protein binding. Gene Ontology annotation, cellular component: centriole. Bases 539 to 3157 code for a protein of 872 amino acids. The transcript is spliced from 7 exons.
UUCGAUUCCGAUUUUUACAAAGUAAACAUUGGUAAACAUUUAAAAAUUCAAAAAUUCAAGUGUUAUUAUGUCAUUUCUAUGGUUUGCUAUGAAAUAAAAAACUUGAUGCCGAAUGUUGAUAACAAAACUUAAUUAAAAUAGCAUAAGAUGUAAAUUUUGAUGCAUAUUUUAAAUUAUUUUACCCGGCUAAUUACGUAUCUCAGCUCUCCAUGACAACAUCGUUUUGAUUCGAGUUUCGUGUUCCCAAUUUUCUUUUCUCCGGAUAUUGGUAGAUUCUACCUUGCUAAUGUUUAAUUUCCUUAGUGGUCGGAUAUGAGGUUUAUUGAGGCAGCUUAUGCUUAGAAUGCGGACUGCGAAAUCUGCAUCGGGAUCGUGAGGUAAUCGACGCAAUGAACGAUCCGUGGGACGUAAAAUCGGUGAGGCAAUCAAACCAGUACAUGUCCUGCAUGAAGAUAAAUGGGGUGCCACUCCUGCCGCCAGUUUUAGUCUAUGUAUAAAAAUAUAAAUAUAUACUGCAAUAAAUUAUAUUGUAUGUAUUAUGUGCCUCUUUUCAAAAAGCUUGCAAGUAAUUAUACAUUGGAUUCUGUUUAAGCUUUACUAUAAAUUGCAAAAGAUUCUAUUUCCAGACCAUAUGAAGUUGUCAAAAGAAUGUCGCAAAGAGAUGCAGUACUACAAACUACUUGCAAAAGAAGUGGAAAAACGAAUACAAACCCUCAAACCGUUAAUUUUUGAUACUGAUACUGAGUCAACUGAGGAUAAAACUGACGCUCCUGACCUCCCUGAAUCAGAGCAUAGUUAUGAGCUAUCUCAAGAUGACAUUCAUGGCAAUUUUAAUUGUAAAGCAGAUAAAAUAAAAACAGUAACCACAGAAAAGUGUCUUGAUGAUUGUGAAAUAAGCAGAGUUCAUCCAAUAAGCAACACCUUUGAUAACAUCACUUCUAACUUAUACACAGAUACAGACAGCGCGUCAUCUAAAUUAUCUUCCAAGUUCAUGGUAGAUCUCAGUUUCAGUAUUAAUGAAACUGGUAAAAAUUUACUUGACAGUGUGACUAGUUCCCAUGCACCUCCCAAUGAUUUACCUGAACGUGAUUGCGACUAUAAUAUAAAAGACCAAAAAGAAAUUAUCUACAAUGAUAACAAUAACGGAUUUGAUAGCACUCUUAAAGAUGAGAGAAUGAGCUUCAGCGUAAGUAUUACUAAAAAUGCUUUAAUAGAUCCAGCAACAGAUAUACAUUUCAACCAUGAUGGCCCCUCUUCCCUAAGUUCUAAAAGCUUUACUGGUUCUUUGAAUGAAAUUCAUAUAGAAAGCUUAAAAGAUACUCAGGCACUACCUUUAGUAAGACAAAGGUCUUAUACUGUUUUAAAACCAAGUCCUAUGCUUCUUGCACAUUUAGAAGUGCAAUCAAUGAAUACAGGAAUAGAAGUGACAUCAAUUUCUAUGAGUGAAUCUUUAUCCAACAUUAGUAGUACAUAUAAAAAACGAAGAAGUUGGGACCUAGAGUCUGCUAAAAAGAAGUGGUCUUCAAUGGCGUUAGAACUAAAGAAAACAAUUAAGAGUGAUUCUAAAAGUGCUCAGAAUGCCAAAACUGAAGCUGCGUAUUCCGUUAAAAAAACACCAUCAUCCACUAAAGCGAAAUCAUUGUCACAAGAGCGACAAAAGCGGACUCCACCCAAAAGCGUCAAUAGAUCUGAACCAAUACGGAAGACAAAGAAGAGUCCAGUACAAAAUUCGCCGACAGCUCAAAAUACCUCUAAGACACCUACUCAAAUUAUAGCCAGUAACAAAAAUGCGACUGAAUCUAAUAAACAAAAACUAUUAUCAGAGUCAGAUGAUCCAGCGACGCGUGUUAGAGAACUAUAUGAUAAAAUCCAGAAACAGCAACUUAUUCAAAUGGCCAAUUUGGUAGAAAAACAGAAGAAAGAGCAAAUGUUACUGCAGCACGUUUUCGAAGAGCAGAACAAUUUGCUGUUCACCCAAUUGAAGACAAUCUGUCCCAAAUCUCCGAAUGAAGUAAAAGAAGCUUGGGUCGACAAAAACAGAGCUACGACCGAUCGAGGACCAGUGAGUCUGAGCCAGGUGAUAAACCAUAAGCCCCAACAAAACCCUUGCGACAGUCCAGUACACGUUACUUUGACUGAAACCAACAAUUACCUUAAUUAUUGCGACGACGUUUUGAAGAAAUCCAGGGACAUCACUGGAAGCAUAAAGAAACAUAAUAAUAGAAGUCACCAAGCUCCUGAAAAAAUUCAAAGUGAAAAUCAUGCCUCUGAAGGUAACAAAACGCGAACUCAUUCUCCUGUCCGUAAGAAUACUCCAACUUCUAGAAAACUGACAUAUGAAACUAGCGCGUCUUCCGAUCGAGAAUGCGAUCAAAUCUUGACCGAUCGAACGAACGACACCCUGGCCGAUUUGAAUGUCACGUUUCCUUCAGAUCACAGCGAGGAAUCCCAACCUUUCGUGUACAACUCUGGUCGUAACAGCACGCGCGGCUCGAUACUUGAGAGUCCAAUGACUGCGCCGGCAGCCUUAGCGUCAUACAAGUCCACUGAUAGAGCCAUCAGGAGCAUGGAGGAAACCAUCCAGAAUUCAAUCGACAGCAUGUGCAUAAGAAACACCAAGAAGUGCGUUAUGCGCCCCGCCACCGCUAAUGAGCUUGCCGCGGCGAGCAAGAUAGUCGCGCACGCGAAGGGCUACCUCGUCCGUCGGCUGAUGCGCACGGAGCGCGUGCAGGCGACGGUGCAGACCAUCAAGGACGCGCUGCUGUGCGCGCUGCAGCUGCACCAAGACCGCGAGGGCAUUCGCGGCGCGGACGUCGACCUGCACAGACGUCUGAUACAGCAGAUAACGGCGGCAUGCUACACACUACACGACACGUUCGUCGCCAGCACGCCGGCGGAGCGCUGCGCGAUGAUCGCGGCCGACCGCAGCCGACGCCGCUCGAUCGCAGCGCGACUGUCGCCUGCGCCUGUCGCGCUGGCGUCCACUAGACUCUACCGACCCACGGAUCUAAUGUCGCAAAGUCACACGGGCGCGUUCCCCGCGCGCGUCAAGAGACACGCGCCUUCGCUAAUGACUCAAUCCAAUUAUGAGACAUUUAGCGGCGACAAGACCGUGAGACGCUAUAUGCCGAGCCCGCGGCGCCGCCCGUGGCGCUGACUCUAGGCUUCCACUCUUACAACUCUUCACACUGGGGACACAUUAAUCGACAUUACAAUUCUGUUAGUAUAGUUGGGAUCCUGAAUAAAAUUGUGGUUGUUUUGUAAUAUUAUAAUAGAGUAAUUAUUUAAAAACAAAGAAAAAUCUCACUGUGAAAACAUUUUUUUUAAAUACGUAAUUUAACAAAAAAAAUUGAAAAGAUAAUAAGAACUUUAAACUUGAAAAUAAUUUUUAAUAAAGUAAAAUUUAAAAAAAAUGGAAUAGCUAAUAAAAAUAAUUACGUUUGAGGACGUCUAAACGCGUAAUAGGUCUAGCAUGCGUCAAUGACAUCUGUCGUGACCAAUAGCGAUGGAAACGAAAAUAUCGCUCUCUCUCUUAGCGAUGGAAUAAAAGCGAUAUUUUCGAUGUCGCCGCUAUUGGUCGAGAAUGUGUCUUUCUCUUUAAUAUGACGUGCUCGUCCUAGGCCUAAUAGAUGUGGCAAUUUGUAAAUUGGCAGUGUUAUCUAAACUUCAUUUUUUUAGAAUUGCAAAAUUAUGUAAACAAAUAUGGCCGUAUUCAUCACUGACAUUAGUUGUGACGUCAUCCUAGGGAUGGGCCGUUGAUGAACUAUAUCGAGAAUUAACUACUACUAAUCGAAUUUUAUAUCAAUUGUAAAAAAAUCACUUUAUUUAAAAACUCACUUCUAAGUUGGCAACACUAAUCACACAGUCAAAAUACGCGCGAUAUUAACUAUCUACCUCUUUCUGUUGCAUAUUAAUUAAUACCUAUCAAAUAACAUUUUUUUCACUUGUAUCUGUUUGUUAUAAAUUAAAAGAGUACUAAAAAAUUUAGGCAGUACUUGUUAACGCAUUAUCUUUUUUUUAACAUAUAAGUACGUAACUAACUAAACAGCGCUAUGAAAAAAUUACUUUAUUCAAAUUACUCAAUUACGAUAUCGAUACUGAACGGAAUACAUUCGAUAUUUACAAUCGGUAAAUCGUUCAUUUUUAAUCUGUGGUGACAAUUUUACUUGGCACAACCUUAGAGAGACGAAACGUCAAAUUAACAUUUAAAUGUAAUCUGUGUGCAUAAUUUCGUGUUUAAUUUCGUUUAUUUCUAAAAAUUUUGAUCAGGGUUCCCAACUUAGGGGUUUUCCCCCCAGAUUUAGGGGGCAAAUAAGUGAAAUGGGAUUUUUUUAGGGGUCUGAAAUUUUUAGGGAUAUUUUCAGGGAUUUUUUGACUCUUUAAUAUUUUUAAAUUGAUGAUAAUUUUAAUUUCUUUCUUGACCUAGCGACUUAUAACGACAUAUAAUACGUCAUUCUACAACCACUCUGAGGCAACUGGCGACAAUUUUUAUCGAAUAAAAAAAGUUGUUAAAUUUAUUCAUUGUCAACAUGUAUGAUUUCAAAAAAUCUGAAUUUUCAGAUAGAGACGUAAUAUUUUGUCUGUAUUAAAUAUAGACUUUUGAAACAUAUUACAGCAUAUUAUUUCUAAAUUAUUAUGAAUUUAUAUUUUAUAGGGGGACAACUCAAUAAUUAAGGCGAUUUUAGGGGUUUUUGACACAAACUUUAGGGAUAAAUAUUUUGGAGAGUUGGUAACACUGAUUUUGAUUAAACCCUGUGUAAAUUAAAAAAAUGUUACGUUUGUAUGAUUCUCCAUAGGUGGAUUGUAAAGAACAAAGUGUUUGUGCGUGUUUUAAUAGUUUGAUGGUUCUGAAAACUGUUAUGAAAGUUUGGCAUCGACAAAAGGGUUUGUUUAUUUACCAAAUAGCGCAAUUCAAUCUGGACAUGGUAUAGUGUGAUGUACUCGUGACUACAAGCUUCUAUAUUAAUCUGUGCCGUCAUUGUAGAUAGAUUGUUUAUACAUAUAUUCAUUAAAAUUUAAACAUAUUAUGGUAUAGCUUACAAUAUAAUAAAUUAUGUAUCGAGACUUACAAAAACUUUCAUUGAUUAGGAUUUUUUUUUGUUAUAUACUCGUAUGUGUAAUUUUUGACCACUUUACUGGAUUUAUUACAAGUUAAAUAUUUAUUUGUAGAAGAUAUAUUGUAAUAUUUUUGCAUUACAUAUUUCUUCAGCAUCUUGCAAUGGGUCUGAUUUUUUGUAUCUUAUUUUAAGUUAACCACACCCACAAAAAGAUGCAUUUAAUGCAAUUUAACGAUUACAAGGUGCUUUUGAAUAUGGUUUUUACUUUUUUUUUGUAUUUUUUUUAAGAGUUGCUUUUAAAUAAGAUGUUUUUGUAAAGCACAUGUCUAACAUUCCUUUUAAUUGCUGGAUACUGAAAAUAAUUUAGAUUAGAGAUAAUUUAUAUAUUUUCUUAUCGAAUCGUACGAAUUGCGUUGCGUAUUCAGUAAUAAUUUAUACAAUUAUGCGAAAAAUUCCAUUUGGUUGUACAAAUUAGUAAAAUAAAAAGAUUUCACCGAAAUUAGUACAGUAUUUUGGUGUUCAAAAAAAGAUAAUUGUCUUUUGAAAAGUGGUAAUUUUAUGGAUUUUGUUUUCCGAAAUCUUUCAAUCUAGUUGUCAAACUGUCAAUUUAAUUGUCAAAGAUUAUAUUAUAUUCGUUAUAACCACAAAAAGAUGCAUUUAAUGCAAUUUAACGAUUACAAGGUGCUUUUGAAUAUGGUUUUUACUUUUUUUUUGUAUUUUUUUUAAGAGUUGCUUUUAAAUAAGAUGUUUUUGUAAAGCACAUGUCUAACAUUCCUUUUAAUUGCUGGAUACUGAAAAUAAUUUAGAUUAGAGAUAAUUUAUAUAUUUUCUUAUCGAAUCGUACGAAUUGCGUUGCGUAUUCAGUAAUAAUUUAUACAAUUAUGCGAAAAAUUCCAUUUGGUUGUACAAAUUAGUAAAAUAAAAAGAUUUCACCGAAAUUAGUACAGUAUUUUGGUGUUCAAAAAAAGAUAAUUGUCUUUUGAAAAGUGGUAAUUUUAUGGAUUUUGUUUUCCGAAAUCUUUCAAUCUAGUUGUCAAACUGUCAAUUUAAUUGUCAAAGAUUAUAUUAUAUUCGUUAUAACCACAAAAAGAUGCAUUUAAUGCAAUUUAACGAUUACAAGGUGCUUUUGAAUAUGGUUUUUACUUUUUUUUUGUAUUUUUUUUAAGAGUUGCUUUUAAAUAAGAUGUUUUUGUAAAGCACAUGUCUAACAUUCCUUUUAAUUGCUGGAUACUGAAAAUAAUUUAGAUUAGAGAUAAUUUAUAUAUUUUCUUAUCGAAUCGUACGAAUUGCGUUGCGUAUUCAGUAAUAAUUUAUACAAUUAUGCGAAAAAUUCCAUUUGGUUGUACAAAUUAGUAAAAUAAAAAGAUUUCACCGAAAUUAGUACAGUAUUUUGGUGUUCAAAAAAAGAUAAUUGUCUUUUGAAAAGUGGUAAUUUUAUGGAUUUUGUUUUCCGAAAUCUUUCAAUCUAGUUGUCAAACUGUCAAUUUAAUUGUCAAAGAUUAUAUUAUAUUCGUUAUAACCACAAAAAGAUGCAUUUAAUGCAAUUUAACGAUUACAAGGUGCUUUUGAAUAUGGUUUUUACUUUUUUUUUGUAUUUUUUUUAAGAGUUGCUUUUAAAUAAGAUGUUUUUGUAAAGCACAUGUCUAACAUUCCUUUUAAUUGCUGGAUACUGAAAAUAAUUUAGAUUAGAGAUAAUUUAUAUAUUUUCUUAUCGAAUCGUACGAAUUGCGUUGCGUAUUCAGUAAUAAUUUAUACAAUUAUGCGAAAAAUUCCAUUUGGUUGUACAAAUUAGUAAAAUAAAAAGAUUUCACCGAAAUUAGUACAGUAUUUUGGUGUUCAAAAAAAGAUAAUUGUCUUUUGAAAAGAGGUAAUUUUAUGGAUUUUGUUUUCCGAAAUCUUUCAAUCUAGUUGUCAAACUGUCAAUUUAAUUGUCAAAGAUUUGUGAAUCUAAAUAGCAAAAUAUCAAGGUUUUGUAAUUAAAUAACAUUUUUGUAGCGAUAAGUUUUGCAAGUUAAGGUUCUGGAUAAAGUAAGUUGAACUAUGCGCAGUUUGCGCACACAUUCGCAAUGUACAAUAUGAGAUGACGCAAGCAACCAAAGCAACAUGUUGACGUCAUUACAAUCGCGCACGAAACAUUCAAUAUUUGACAUUUGAAGCACGCGUUUAACACUUUUGUUUAUCAUUAUACCUGCGCAGACAACUGUCAUCUUGGUUCAGCUCACUUGCCGGUGUCUAUACGAGUAUCAUUGUAGCUUCCGAAGUACUGGUGCCUAAUAAAUGUAUGUUCUAAUAAUAAUAAUUUAAAGCUAAUAAUAUUAAUUAUGUCGUUUAUCGUGUGCUUGUAUUGUACUUUAUUUUUUAUUAAUAGACUGAUUUUCUUUUUUUACAUAUUUUAUAUCUCGAGUGGACAGCCAAUCAAUUCAAUUCUUUGUCAAUUUAAUGAAACUCGUCGACUUGAGGAACCAAUUUUCAUCUAUCAAUGAUUAGACAUAAGUUUGGUUACAGUGACCAUAAAUUACAUACUUCUUUAAGCUAAUCCUUAAUAUUAGAAGAUUCUAACCACAUAUGGGGGACUAACUAGUUCAGUCCAGACUAAUUCAGCUUUAAUUCGGUACAAGCAGUAAUAAAACCUACAGCCAAUACGGCUGUUCAAUGAUCCAAUCCGAUUUUUGAUAAAAUGUCUAUUUCUAAAAUUAUUUAUAAUAAUUAUACCUUAAAUAAAAUAUGAAAAGCGAAAUCAUCUUUUAUAAUUUUGUUAUUUAAGCACUCUAACCUUGUAAUAUUUUUUCAUAAGAUGGUCACAAUUUUCUUUCUAGUCACAUGCUACCAGUACAUAUUCUGUUUAUGUGCUUCUUACCUAUUAGUUGUGGAGAUCUGAUCUAGCAUUUUUUUAUUUAUUAUCUAUUAUUAAUAGCUGUUUUUUCCAAUUGCAAGAACUAGGAUGCGCGCCAUGAGAUAAUAUCGACCAAUAGCGGUGAUAUCGAAAAUAUAGCUUUCUCUUCCGUUGCGAUGGGACGAAAGGGACAGCGAUAUAUUCGAUUCUGCCGCUAUUGGUGGCCUGUCUUUUUCGUCACGAGAUAUGUCUUUGACGCACGCUAGGCCUACAAGCGUGGUAUCUACACUAAUAUUAUAAAGCUAAAGAGUUUGUUUGUUUAUUUAUUUGCUUGAACGCGCUAAUCUCAGGAACUACCGGUUUGAUUUGAAAAGUUCUUUCAGUUUUAGAUAGGUCAUUUAUUGAGGAAGGAGGUAUAUAUUAUCCCCGUAUUCCUACGCGAACGGUAACCACGCGGGUGAAACCGUGCGGGGUCAGCUAGUACAGUAUAAAGUGGAUAGAAGACCAGGCGCUGUGAGGAUGUGAGUAAGCAAAAAUUGAGGACCGCUUUCUGGUUACAGUAUUGGACUCAAAAAAGCAUCCAGAUUACGAUUCUGCAUGUUGCCAGGAGGUUUACCUACCCCCUUUGGUGUCUAUAGUGUUCCUGUUGUGCCUAGCGUAGUGUCAGCGAUCGUCAACCGCCGAAUGAACAAAUCGAAAUCGCUCUUAUGUACCAAUGAGAUGAUAGAUUUAGACAAACAGAUAUUUAUCUCGUGGCACGCUUCCUAGGCCGUUAGCAUUACUGAAACCCCAGUCUAAAAGGGCUGUUCAAAUGACAAUAUAAUGUACUAUAGCAUGUGUCAAACUUCGAGUCCACUUCAAACACGAGCCGUAUGACGCAGAUAACGAAAACAUACAUGGCAUAUUGCAAUUCAGACCUAACUCGAAGUUUGGCGUAUACUAUACUAAGUUAUGUUUUAGUAUUAUUGACUCUAAUUCUAUUAUCUUCGUCACAAAUCUGUACCUAAUAAUUCCAAAGAGUAACUAACAAUGAUGUGGCAACUGAAUCAUAUGUGGGUUUUUUUUAUAAUUUUUACGGAAAUAAAACGAAUAUUUGCUCGAA